AUGUCGGACAACGAGGCCGCUCCAUCGGUGGGGAGUGAGGAGCAGUUCUGGGAUGAUCUAGGAGGGAUUCUCUCUGCUCCGUGUAGCGACCACGAGUCCAUCGACGACGCCCUGCGCUCCUGGCUCUCCCUGGUAUCUACCAGCCGAGACCAGUACCUCAGCUACGAGGACGAUGUAGCGACUUGCUCCCAGAAGCUGCUGGACAGCCCGAUAUUUGUGCAUCACCGCGACUACGUGCGCACGCAGAUCAUUUACAGCCUGCUGCAGGAGGACGAGAUUGGACCGCUGCACGUCAUUGCCAAUUUUCUGCUCCUCGACGGGCGCACCGACGAGGAUGUGUUUCGGCGCAUGAUUGACGAGGGCUGCUUCGCGAGGCUGGUCGACCUCGUUAAGGACUACCGGGACAACGACCGGCGGCUACACCGGCUCUUGCUGGAAUUGACUUAUGAGAUGUCCCGGAUCGAGAGGGUACGGACAGACGACCUGCUCCAUGUGGACGAUGCGUUGGUCAUGUACCUCUUUCAGCUGAUCGAGGACGUAUCGGAUGAUGCCGAUGACCCAUAUCAUUACCCCAUCAUCAGAGUCCUGUUGGUCCUAAAUGAGCAGUAUAUGGUGGCAACGACCACCGCAGCCGCCGACCCUUCGUCGCCCACAGCGCCCAUGACCAACAGGGUGAUCAAGGUGCUCAGUAUCCACGGGCCCAGAUAUCGGACGUUUGGCGAAAACAUCAUCUUGUUGCUGAACCGCGAGACAGAGACGUCGUUGCAGCUCCUCAUUCUGAAGCUGCUCUAUCUUUUAUUCACCACAACGGCGACGUACGAAUACUUUUACACCAACGACCUACGAGUGCUGCUUGAUGUCAUUAUCCGCAACCUGCUGGACCUGCCGAACGAGCUUAUGUCGCUGCGGCAUACCUAUCUUCGCGUCCUGUACCCGCUCCUCGCUCACACCCAGCUCAGCCACCCGCCGCAUUACAAGCGGGAAGAGAUUAUCAAGGUCCUGGCCAUUCUCGGCGGCGUGGGCAAUCUGCACUUUGCGCCAGCAGACGAGACUACGCUGCGGCUAGUGGACCGCGUCUCCAAGGUGAAGUGGUUGGCGGACACGGGCGACGGGGACGUCGCUCGCAAGCUCCUGGGCAUCAGCCUGAGCAACGCGCAGGCCGCCAGCAGCAUGAGCGUUGUCGAUGUGGCUGCCGUCAUGGAGAAGCCUGGCGUCAAGACGCCAAGUCGCAAGACGGGCAGCGCACCCGAGGCGGAAGACUCCAGUCCAGACACGGUGUCGUCGCCGGAACUGACAGGGUCGCCGACACAUACCAGAGGGGGCUCGUCAGAGAGUGUCGCACCCCCCGUCAGGAGACCGAGAAAAGCGCUUCCGGCGGUCCCUAAGCACCGGCACGGCGUCCCGGUCAUUACAGCCACGGCUCCAACACCUUCUGCUCCGGCGCUCGAGGCCAACGGAAAGGGCCACAAGAAGCUCCCGCCAAAAGCCCCGCCGCCUCGAAGGGGGGCGCGGUUGAGACAGGCCACUUCCAGCACUAAUCUAUGCGCAGCGGACAAGACGUUGCACUCCGCCGAGACUGCACCGGUCUCGUAG
Molecule: messenger RNA, 1593 nt
Organism: Thyridium curvatum
Lineage: Eukaryota; Fungi; Ascomycota; Sordariomycetes; Thyridiales; Thyridiaceae
Exons: 3
Coding region: 1-1593 (530 amino acids)
Biological process (GO): actin cortical patch assembly; actin cortical patch localization; endocytosis
Cellular component (GO): actin cortical patch
Molecular function (GO): Arp2/3 complex binding
Source: RefSeq, a predicted model, not a curated record